AGAGUCGUCAGGGCCAAUUAGGGAUUCAGAUUCCAAGUAGAUUUUCAGGUUUUUCGAUCAGUUGCAGAUACUAUUCAAAAACAUCUGGCAUCUCUGCUCUAAUACGAAAACAAUAACAACUCUGUGAAAAUAAUACUGCAUAGAUUGUUAAAAUUUAGUUUCACCAUGUCCAAACAGUACGGAUUAAUAGAUCCUAAGGCAAUUAGGGCAUCGAAAACAGUUUUAAAAAAACCGACCGCUUUCGAAAGUGAUUCGGAUUCUGAUGCAACUACUCCUAGGCACAACAUUAAAGCUGAGCUGGGGGAAUGUCAAAAGCGGCAAGCAGCUCGAGCACAGGAAAAAGCUCUAGCGGAAGAUCCAACUAUAUAUCAAUACGAUGAGUUGUACGAUGAGAUGGAUGGCAAACGAAAGGAAGCCAAAACUAGCAAGUCGAAGGAGGAACGCAAACCGAAAUACAUUGGGAAACUUCUAGAGACGGCUGAAAAGCGCAAAAAGGAGCAGGAACGACGUAUUGAAAGGCAGGUCCAGAAAGAACGAGAAGCAGAAGGGGAAAUGUUUAAGGACAAAGAAUCGUUCGUUACUUCCGCUUAUCGUGCGAAACUGGAGGAGAUGAAAGAAGCAGAGGAACAAGAAAAGCGCGAAGAAUAUUUGGAAAGUAUUGGGGAUGUUACUAAACAGGAUGACUUAGGGGGAUUCUACCGGCAUAUUUAUUCACAGAAGGUUGGUGAAAGCAGCGUGAAAAUUGUGGAACCACAGAUUGAUAACAGAAUAAAAUCGAGCGAUUCUGAAGAUGAUACAAAUGAUAAAAAUGAACGAAACGUUGAAACUGAUUCAAAAAAGGUUCUGAACCAAGCUAAACAUAUGGAAACAAUGCAUCCAAGAAAAUAUCGUAAAAGACGAUCUGACGAGGAUGAUAAUAUUGAUGCGGAAAAAAAUGAUCAUUCGAAUAAAAUUCAUCUACAUUCUAAUUUGGAUGCCGAUUCGGAUUUUAGUAUAGAUUCAAACAGUAGCAGUAGUGAGACCGGAAGUAGCAGUGAAAGUAGCGACAAUGAAGAUGCGAAGGGCCACGAGGACAAACCUAAAGACGGUAAGUUUGAAAAUAAGAGCAUAGAAACCGAACCAGAUGGUGGGCCUAAGAAUGGUGUUGAUGAAAAGUUAGAGGAAGAUGUUAAACCUACUAAUGGAACAGACGCAGCAAUAAUUGAUGAUGUGAAGACACACAAGAAAGAAGUAAAGAAAAAAGAAUCGAAAGUUGAUAUUUGGAAAAAGCGAACAAUCGGAGCAGUAUUCGAUGCGGCUUUGCAAAGAUAUUAUGAACGAAAGGCGGCGAGAGAAUCUGGUUAGGGUACGGCUCGUUAGGAAAUUGCAUGGAAAUGAAUAAACAACAUAAGAAAACAUGAAUCGUAUAAACCCGAAUCUUUUUAGAGCGUA
Wyeomyia smithii (pitcher-plant mosquito) is the source of this 1431-nucleotide messenger RNA. Its product is annotated as nuclear speckle splicing regulatory protein 1. NCBI's taxonomy places the organism in Eukaryota, Metazoa, Arthropoda, Insecta, Diptera, Culicidae. The record is from RefSeq and is a predicted model, not a curated record. The coding region runs from base 166 to 1344 and encodes 392 amino acids. The transcript has 2 exons. Gene Ontology annotation, biological process: regulation of alternative mRNA splicing, via spliceosome.